UUUACUGUUUGCGAUUUUCUACUGCUCUGCGUGGGGGUCGUCGCGUUUUAUACCGACGACGUGUCCACAUCCGAGAGAAAUUUGAACAACAAUAUGGAUAAUGUGACUGAACUGCAGCAAAAAUCUGACGUAUCCCAUAAACAAUCCACGGUCUUAAGUUCCAAACUCAGUGCCGGACCGCAUGGCUUAGGUGAUCCCGACGAUUUGUCGCUGAGGAAAGUCGAAAGAGAUAUUCUCAUACCGAAAAUUGUCCGAGAAAGAAGUAGAACGGAAAAGUGCGUUCCAGAAGUCGAAGCUUUCACGCAAUGCUGUAAGGAUAGUAAUGUUUUUAUGGUACUCGCUUGCAGAAAACAAAAUUCUGAGCUGAAAGAUUGCUUGGCUCGUUGGUUUCAAGAUAAAAAUUUCUACAACGAAUGCAGGGACCAGUACUUGAAACAAAGAUCUGAAUACAGAAGAACUGGUGAACCCCAAAAAGUGAGAGAAUUCAAAGCUCGUGUCAGAGGUGGAAUGUUUUAAAUAAUAGAAUAACU
Molecule: messenger RNA, 530 nt
Organism: Trichogramma pretiosum
Lineage: Eukaryota; Metazoa; Arthropoda; Insecta; Hymenoptera; Trichogrammatidae
Product: COX assembly mitochondrial protein homolog
Exons: 3
Coding region: 94-516 (140 amino acids)
Cellular component (GO): mitochondrion
Source: RefSeq, a predicted model, not a curated record